CGAUUAAAAUAAACAAAAACAAGGAGGAGCGAUGAUAGAAGAGGAGGAAUAAACUUUAGAGGUAACCAGGGAGGGGCUCUGAGAAAAAAUAUAUAUCCAGGACACUUCCUCUAGUGAUCAGUCCAUCAGUCCAUCCUUUGGAAGCCGUCAACAUGAGAGCUAUUGUACUGAUGUGCCUGCUGCAUGCAGCCCUUGCUCGUUAUGAUGGGAAUCAUUUCGGCCAUUCAACAUCGAGUCCACCGCCCAAAGAAGGCAGAGAGUGUAUCACGGAUCAGGGUGCUUGUGGCUGCUGUGUGAUGGUGCAAGAGGUGAACAGGCUGACGACGUACUUUGAGACGAGCCUGAAUACGUUGGAGAUGGAGACAAUGCAAACAGCGCAACGUCUCAACAACAUCGAAGCCAGCCGCGUUGCCUUCUCUUCAUCUAUGAACAAUGCCGACAGAAUGACCUGCUUUGGCCCCUUCCCAGACAACAGGCUCGUCCCCUACGAUUAUGUCUUCAUCAACCUGGGUGAUGGCUACAAUGCGUCGACCAAUAUCUUCACUGCUCCGCACUCUGGUGUCUACAGCAUCGCCCUCACCAUCUACAGUGACGCUGGUUCUCCUGGUAACACCUUGGCCGCCUGCGCCAGUCUGCAGGUGAACGGCAAGGUAUUGGUCGGUUCCAGUGAAAGAAAUAAGCAAGACCAAGAGGACAGUGCCACGAUAGUUGUGGCCCUCCAACUGAAUACUGGGGAAGAGGUGGCUGUCAGGCUGUCUGCUGGAUGUUUCCUCUGUGAUGACAAAAACCACUAUAACACUUUCAGUGCCUUUCUGCUCUAUCCUACUCCAUAAAUGAUAAAGCUGUAGUGUAUGUUUUUUUGUACCACCUCUUGCCCAACUACAAGAUUAGAGUCUGCUAGAAGAAAUCUUUCUGUGGUGCAAUCUGCUCUUUUUAAGGGAAGCCAGUUUUUAAAUCUGUCACAUCUGGAUUCAACCUAUGCAAUCUGAGUAUCUAUGUUCUGCAAUAGCUUAUCUUUUUCUUGUUGAAAUGAUGUCUUGUAAUGAUUUGGAGAAAUUCACUAAACCCCUAUGCACCUGUAAAAGAAAAAUAAAUUUGUAUUUUAAACAAA
Sebastes umbrosus (honeycomb rockfish) is the source of this 1111-nucleotide messenger RNA. Its product is annotated as complement C1q-like protein 4. Bases 153 to 833 code for a protein of 226 amino acids. The record is from RefSeq and is a predicted model, not a curated record. Lineage: Eukaryota; Metazoa; Chordata; Actinopteri; Perciformes; Sebastidae. The transcript has 4 exons. Gene Ontology annotation, molecular function: protein binding.